Molecule: messenger RNA, 849 nt
Organism: Ogataea parapolymorpha DL-1
Lineage: Eukaryota; Fungi; Ascomycota; Pichiomycetes; Pichiales; Pichiaceae
Exons: 1
Coding region: 1-849 (282 amino acids)
Source: RefSeq, a predicted model, not a curated record
AUGGACCAGUUUGUGAGCUACGUUAUGGCCACAGGUGCCGACCGAGCAGAGCUGCUGCGGCUGCUCCGUGAAAAACACAAGGAGUACGAAACUCCUGCCGAGGAGCGCCAGGGCUCGGACAGGGCGUCCAGCACCGAGUCACUCCCGGUGAAACAAGAAAGCGAGGACCAUUUACACCCGCUUUUCCGCGAAAACAUGGCCGAUAGAUUCCAGGAACCGGACCUGCACACCCAGUUGCAAAAUCACAACAUCAACCUGCCGUCGAUGGACGAUGCCCACGUGAAGGAGCUCAAGUCGCAGGUAGCCAAGGAGUACGAGACGCUGGCAAGGCAAUUUGCGGCGGCCCGAAUAGCCAACAUCGACCAGCUCGUCGAGAAGAUCGACGAUGCCAUCAGCUCCACCAAGGAGGAUUUCGUGUAUCUACAGCGACAGAUGGGUGUUUUAAACGCAGAUGGGUUUGAGAAUCGGCCUGUGGUGGAGUCGCCGGCGUGUGACCCGGAUCUUUUCUACAACUACUUCGCAACCAGUUACGCAGACAAGAUGAAGCUUUUGAACCAGAUCGCAGCGCUGACGGCGCAUCGGUUGGAGGCGAUCGACCGCGAGACUGACACCAACAUUGAGAUCGUGCACAGCCAGUACAGAACCGCCCUGUUGGAGAACAGGGAAGCGUUGCAGCAGCAGAUCCAGGCGAACAUCGACGAGCUGAACGCCGAGUAUCCGGUGCAGACGGGCGAAUCGUCGGGCGCGUGCGCGGUGCCCGAAAACGAGCUCAAGUCGCGCAAAAAACGCUCCAGCUCGCUCAUAAAUCUGGCCGACAUCGCCCAGGUAUACGGCGACGACAAAUCCUGA